AUGGAUGGAAAGCUGGAGCGAGCCGAGCAACUCUAUGCCAGCAUGCUUGCCGACGACAACCACGAAUACACCAGGGACGCUCUGGAUUCCAGUUUUGCUGUAUGGCGCCGCGAAGUAUCUAUUCAUAAUAAUAAGUACACCAGCGAUCAGAAAGACAGAAUGGCCGACCUGACCUUGAUCCCAUUAUUCCUAAAGUUGGUCGAAACCGAGUUCGACAAGCACUUCAACAAAGAGGGCACGUCGCAGGAGCUGGCGGCCGCGGGCAGCGAGCGCGGCUCGCAGCUGCCCGUCCGCGGCAGCACGACGGUCGUCGCCAAGGGCCCGAAGAAGAACUGCUGCAUCGCAUCCGUCGAGUCGAUGAAGAAGAGGCUGGAGGCCCCGUGCAGGAGGCUCAACAAGAACAGGUUCUUCCAGGGCGUCAUGUUCGCCGCCCUCCUCGGGGCGCUCUUCCUCCCAG
Messenger RNA from Prorocentrum cordatum, 457 nucleotides. Lineage: Eukaryota; Dinophyceae; Prorocentrales; Prorocentraceae. The record is from the annotation of a GenBank genome assembly.